Rhododendron vialii is the source of this 1313-nucleotide messenger RNA. Its product is annotated as mitochondrial dicarboxylate/tricarboxylate transporter DTC-like. The record is from RefSeq and is a predicted model, not a curated record. Bases 70 to 1038 code for a protein of 322 amino acids. Gene Ontology annotation, molecular function: oxoglutarate:malate antiporter activity. The transcript has 5 exons. NCBI's taxonomy places the organism in Eukaryota, Viridiplantae, Streptophyta, Magnoliopsida, Ericales, Ericaceae.
AUUUCCCGAGAGAGAGAGAGAGAGAGAGAGAGAGAGAGAGAGAGAGAGAAGAGAGGGUGUUGAGGCACAAUGGUGAUGAACAAACUCUCCCAACUAUCAGGUUAUUCCAUCAACGAAAUGGAAAAUCAAGAGAUGAUGAGUGUAUUAGUGGAAGAAGAGAAGCCUAUGAAGCCUCCUAGUACUACUAUUACUUCUUCUUCUUCUCCUUCUUCUAACAGCUACGCCAUUUGGGCAAAUCUGAAGCCUUUCGCGUAUGGAGGAGCCGCUGGAAUGCUCCAAUACUCGCUUGCUUGCUUUUCUCACUUGUUGCGCCUGGAACUUCUUGCCAUGGUCAACAAAUCUCUGCCUCCCUCUCUGGCCUAUUACAAUGCCUGGCUCAAGCAGUUGCCGGGUAUUCUUCUAUUUCGUGCUACAUAUACAAGUAUGCAAUUCGGAUCGUUUGAGACAUUCACAAGAAAGGUAGAAGCUGGUAAUAACAGAAUGCCACUGACUCUGUAUCAAGAAGCUUGCUGUGGGCUGAGCUCUGGAGCAAUUGCAGCAUCUAUUGGUGUCCCAUGGCUCUUGGCUCAUGGCCGUGUAAGGGCUGGUGGGAAUCGCAUAAGCAUUUUACAGGAUCUGUAUCGCAAAUGUGCAGAUGAAGGGGCUUUAGCGCCAUGGAAAGGUGGACGGCACCACGCAAAUUAUACGAUCUUAAUAAACGUAGGCAUGCUGACGCCAUACAAUCGAUGUUUCAACUGUUUUCGGGAAUCUCUUGGUUUAAGUGAAGAUGGAAGCACAGUGGGGGCAGGUCUAGUUUCAGGAUUUUUUGCUUCUGCCUGCAGUUUGCCAUAUAUGAAUGUUUGUUCGACCAUGAUGUCCACGAAGCCUGAUGCCAAUGGGAAGUCCCCAUAUUCUAGCUUUCUGGAUUGUGCCAUCAAAAGUUUGAAGUCAAGGGGUCCCCUUGCAUUCUUCACUGGCUUUUCCAAGCAUUUUCUCAAAACCACUUCUCCUAUCCUGAUCCUUUGGAGUUGUUUAGAGGCAGUUCGCAAGAGCAAGUGAUGGAGAUCGCAUAAGACCCAAGAUCACUCAUAUAUGAGGCAUGGACGAAAGAAUUAAUAUCUAUUUGUCUUUGAUGAUUUAUUGUCUUCGAUUUAUUUUUAUGUUAUUUUAGGAAGGCAAUAUGUUAUUUAGGAAUCUAUUGUUAUUUUUAUUUUGGAUACAUGUUUAUUUCAGUUUUGGAAACAAUGUGGCCGGCUAGCCUAUAAAUACUAGAAUUGGUGCCUUCAGAAGGUACUUUUGAUAUUGAGAAUAAAGAAUUAGGGUGUGUUUGGUUC